Messenger RNA from Stegastes partitus (bicolor damselfish), 894 nucleotides. It is a transcript of the gene aqp10a, whose product is annotated as aquaporin 10a. Gene Ontology annotation, biological process: water transport; glycerol transmembrane transport; phosphoenolpyruvate-dependent sugar phosphotransferase system. The transcript has 6 exons. The coding region runs from base 1 to 894 and encodes 297 amino acids. Gene Ontology annotation, molecular function: urea transmembrane transporter activity; glycerol channel activity; water channel activity. The record is from RefSeq and is a predicted model, not a curated record. Gene Ontology annotation, cellular component: plasma membrane; basolateral plasma membrane. NCBI's taxonomy places the organism in Eukaryota, Metazoa, Chordata, Actinopteri, Pomacentridae.
AUGAUGAAGUUUCCCCGCAGAGUGGGCAGUGCCCUGGUCAGAGAGUGCAUGGCCGAGUUCCUGGGAACGUUCAUCUUGGUGCACUUCGGCCUGGCUACUGCAGCUCAAGUGAAAACCAGCAGAGAGACCAAAGGCAUCUUCCUGUCCGGCAACUUCGCCUUCCCAGUGGGAGUGCUGGCAGCCAUGCACCUCACCAAGGGCAUCUCAGGCGCCCACCUGAACCCAGCGGUGACUCUGAGUUUCUGCUUUCUGGGUCGAGUACCGUUGAGAAAGCUGCUGCCCUACAGCAUCUCACAGAUUUUGGGGGCUUAUGUGGCAGCAGCUGUCGUCUAUCUGGUCUACUACGAUGCUAUAAUGGAGUUCAGCGGAGGAGUGUUGACCGUAUACGGCCCAAAUGAGACCGCAUCGAUAUUUGCCCCGAAUCCCUCAGAUUACGUGACUGUGGGCAGACUCUUCUUCGACCAAGUGGUGGGCACUGCCUUGCUGCUGCUGUGCAUUCUGGGCUUGGCUGAAAAGAGGAACGCUCCGGCUCCUGACGACCUGAUUCCUGCUGUGGUUGCGGUGGUCGUAUUCGGGCUCUCCAUCUCGAUGACAGGCAACAGUGGUGGUGCGAUAAAUCCCGCCCGGGACCUGGGACCUCGACUCUUCACGUUCACGGCGGGCUGGGGCACCGAAGUCUUCACGUGCUACGAUUACUGGUUCUGGAUUCCCCUGGUGGCUCCAAACGUCGGAGGUGUUGCAGGUAGUAUCAUAUAUCUGGUCUUCAUCCAGUGGCAGCUGCCGGACCCGGACCCUCCCAAAGACACAUCUUCCCUGUACAGCAUCAGCGACAAACUCAAGCCACCGGCCACCACGUGGGAAAAAGGAGACGAGAUGAAGGUUGAACGUUUCUGA